UUAGGGUCUCAUGUGCGCAUUUGGAUUCUGAUAUCUGCUUGAAGUGCAUAUGAUAUAACACUUCUUUGAUUUUGUUGUUGGCCCACAGCUGGAUGAUGCUCCGUUUGCUGACUGUCCUGCUGGGUGUCUCCGUCCUCCCCACGGCCAGCCACUCGCCGUACCAGCAGCUACUGUACGGCUCCACGGCCAACCUGACGUGCCGGAGCCACGACUUUAGACCGUCGCAUCACGUGACUGAACGCUACCAAUGGAUGCUGCCCAGCAAUCACCUGAUCGAUGUCAACACGAUCGAUGACAUGAACGAUGAUCGCUAUGAACUCUGGAACAAUGGCUCCAUUCUGCUGGUGAAAAACAUCGAUAAAGAAGAUUUCGGUUUUUACUUUUGUCUUGUCAUGCUGGGCGAGCAAAAAUCUGUUCAAAGAAUCGUUAAGCUGGGGAUCAACGUGGACGGUCCUUAUUUUGGCGACAUGUGGGACAAAUAUUCUGGCAACUUAAAAACUGGGCUCAUAUCAGGCGGUAUCGUGGCGCUUGUGAUGGCGAUGUUUUGCUACAACUAUGACCAAUAUCAGGCCAAACACGAUAAGCCGGCAGUCCGGCAGACGACUAACAAUGUCCACUUUCCGAAUUCCCAUUCCAUAGGCACCGACCACAUCAAUCCGGUUUACAUCGAGGACGAAUCUCUGGAGAUGUCCCCGGAUGUAGAUCUAACCACGCCCAGCAGGCUAGCAGCAGACGAGGUUGAGGUGGAGGUCUCGCCCACACAGGAUGAGCAGAAGACCAGUUUUUGACUCCCGGGAGUUCCAGCAACUUGUCCGGCAAUUUAUGCCACAACUUUUGACUAGUUGAUAUACUUUGACCAGAAUGGAAUUGGUCUCGCAUUUUUUUUUCCCCAAAACCAGAUAGUUUAUACUUUAUUGCAAUCUUAUUUGCUGCUUCUCGCUUGUUUACCAACUGAAAAGUAUAAAUAAAU
Messenger RNA from Physella acuta, 970 nucleotides. RefSeq lists its product as uncharacterized. NCBI's taxonomy places the organism in Eukaryota, Metazoa, Mollusca, Gastropoda, Physidae. The record is from RefSeq and is a predicted model, not a curated record.